Molecule: messenger RNA, 2003 nt
Organism: Xenopus laevis (African clawed frog)
Lineage: Eukaryota; Metazoa; Chordata; Amphibia; Anura; Pipidae
Gene: mid1ip1.L
Product: MID1 interacting protein 1 L homeolog
Exons: 1
Coding region: 326-784 (152 amino acids)
Biological process (GO): regulation of lipid biosynthetic process
Cellular component (GO): cytosol; cytoplasm; nucleus
Source: RefSeq, marked provisional
GCCUUGUGCUUAGUGGAAGAAGUCAAAGAGGAGGCUUUCACAAGAGUGCCUGAUUUGCAUCUCAAAUAAAGGGCGAGGGACUGAAUGAAGGAUUGUCUUGCUCUAACCAUAAAGCCAUUUUAUCAUCAGCCUUCAACUGUCAUUCUGUGUGUGCGGAUGUGAAAGUUGUAUCUGCCUUACUGCAGGGAAGUGGGACAGCAGUGAUGAGAGAAAAGCUGAAUCAUUUUCAUCUGUAAAGAAAUCAGAGGGUAGUUUCCUGCAAGCUCUCAGAGCACAAGUGGACCAUUUGUACUAUUGAAGGAAAAUUUACCACUAGUGUGCAAUCAUGAUGCAGAUAUCAGAUACCUACAACCAAAAGCAUUCCCUGUUCAAUGCCAUGAACAGAUUCAUCGGAGCUGUGAAUAAUAUGGACCAGACUGUGAUGGUUCCCAGCUUGCUGAGGGAUGUGCCUCUAGAUAUGGAAGUGAAGGAUGAGGUUCACAACACCAUUGGGGCCACAAAUUAUUUCUCCCGGACAGACAUGCACGGCUAUUAUAUCCUGCUGAAAUCCAUUCGAAAUGACAUAGAGUGGGGUGUCGUACAGGGAGAGGACAGGAAAAAGGACAAACUCUCCAACAUGGAAAUCAGCAGGCUGGAGGAUGGAGACGGGGAGGAGGACCUGGAAAAGCAGUUCCACUAUCACCUGAGUGGACUCCACACAGUCCUUAACAAACUCACCAGAAAAGCCCAUAUUCUUACUAACAGAUAUAAAGAAGAAAUUGGGUUUGGCAGUUGGGGACAUUGAUAACUGUAGCCUUUCAUUUUUGUACCUGUUUUAUUAAUGUUUUUUUUUUAUGGUAUUUUCUGGGGUAUGUGGGAUAGUUUCCUUUUUCAUUUUUGUAUGCCAUUUUGUGCUGCAGACCAGUGCAUAAAGGACUUGGGAGGAUUUGUUUAGACUGGUAGAUUAUGUUUUAUUACAUAGAGCACUGCAUUUAUAAGACAGUACUGGCUCAGUUCACUGUUUUAAUUCAUUCAUUCAAGGGACAGUACUAUCUCCAUUCAAUACAGGCAGUUCAGCAGCUGCUAAAAGUAAGCAAUCUGCACAGAAAAAAAUAAUUGUUUGAAAGAGGGAACAUUUGACAUUUUGUAAAGCAUUUUUCAUUCUUUUUGCAAAAGCACAGAGUAUCCUAAAAUAUGAGAUUAUCUCCUGUAACAUAAGGCUCUGACUAUUAUCAUGUGUUAUACCACAUGCCUCCCUUUCUACCACCAUUGCUGCUAAACCAACAACAUGAAGAAUAGCCUGAACAGCAGUGCAAAGUUAAUACAAGUAUAACUUCUGUAUUAAUGAUCUAUGGAGUCUCCUGUUAUAUUGGGGCAUGCAAGAUGCAUUUGCUGAUUUGCUUGAUUAACUGUGGCAGCCUUUCAUAAUGAUUAUAGUUAAGGAUAAUAUAUUAGUCUUUUGCCAAAGUUAAAUACAGAAAGAUGUAACCAAGAUAGAAAUAUGUAUAGGAUGAUGCUAAGAUUUUUUUUCUCUGUUGAUAGAAGAGCCGGUGAAUGCUGCAUGGGGUGUGGUAAUCAUGGCAAUUCUAGUGCAGAUUGCAUCACUCUGUUCCUGGUUUGCACUACUUUUUUUUUUUAAGAAAAGACUGUGUACAUACAUUAUGUGCUGCAUAUUUUGCACUAUUAUAGGAAAGUUUACUAUUUUGCUCUGCCUGAGACCAUGAUUAGCAGGUGCAAAACCUGCUGUAGUCUCCUUAUUACAUGUACUGGCUUCACAUUCCUUUGUGUGAUUAGGGCAGACAUCUUUUAUUGUCUUUCAUGGUCUGUGAUGAUUUAGCAAAAUCCAAAUCCAAGGACGCAGCUGAGGCUAAUAUUAAGCCAAUGACCACAGAUUUCUUCAUGAGGAACUAAAUGAUACAUCUGUUCCAAUAAGGUGUUGAAAGGGUUCCUUGUCCUACGCAAAAUAUAAAAUAUAUAUGUAUAUGAUAUUUUAAUAAACUAAACAAAUAUGCAUUGACUAAAAA